CAAUUCUUGGCUCAAUUCAUCAAGUGAUGGUAAUUCUGUUACAAUUAUUGUCUUAAACCUCAACGUUUCAUGCACGUACACACAAUGAAAACGAUGACUGCCAGCCAUAUAUGGUGUCUGUAGCCAAAACAAACCUUAAAAUACUCACAGAUCAUAUCAAUGUCUCUUUCAAUCAUGGAAAACUCAGCCACCUAAAUGUUGUUUAAAGUUGUUUCUUCCUUCAUAUUGAAAGAUCCAUCCAUAAACGACAUAUAUUCUUGGUUAACUUUGAGGAUUCGAAGCAAACGUGUUCACAUUCUAUUAGAUUCCAAACUUGGACUUCAUAUAAGUGAUCAUCAGCAACAGAAGCCACAACAGCAAGAAAAAUGGGCAAGAUUGAGGCUGAAGCCCAUAUCACUCACUUCAGCCACCCUCAUCCCUUAAACCUAAAAUCCAUCAACUUAUCCGAUCCAAACACAACCAAAUGCUCGGCCUGCCAGAAACACACCUCCGGCCUCGUCUACACCUGCGAUCCUUGUAGCUACAGCCUUCACAAACUCUGCUCCGAGAUGCCCGAGAAACUCAACCACAAGGCUGACCGGAAGCACGCCUUAACUCUGCUUCCGGCCCCGGCCUACUCAACAGGAUCCUUCCACUGCAACGCUUGUGGCGUGGUGGGCACGAGCUUCUGCUAUCACUGCGGAGAGUGUGAGCUCGACUUGCAUCCAGCGUGUGCGUUCACGAAGUCGUCUGUGAAGGGCGGAGCUCAUGAACAUCCCCUUCAGCUCUGCUUUGAGCCGCCCUAUGAAGAUAGGACCUUCAUCUGCGAUGUCUGCGGCGGAUCAGGGUCGAACCACUGGCUCUACCGGUGCGAGGCGUGUGGGUUCGACGCGCACCUCAAGUGUGGGAAAGCGGAUAAGGUUCGACGCCAGCAAGCUAAGACUGAGCAAAGGCCACAAUAUUCGAGUUCAAGAAGUGUCAACAGCCAACAAGCUCGUGUUUCUAGGUCUCAAAGUGUUGGUGGUCCAAGUCCAACAAGUAUUUAUCAGCAACAGCCAUGGCAUCAACUGCAGAGAUAUGAAACUGCACCGGUGGGCUAUGCAGCGCCGGUGGUCUAUGGGGUGCCCAACUUCAUGCAGCCGCCUACGAGAAACGACGCCGUGCAGAAUGUUGUCAAUAGUGUGAUUGAAGGUUUGAUAGAAGGAGCGGCUAAUCAGUUAGGCCAAGCUUUGAUGCAAGGCGCACUAGGGAAUUGAUUAGUCUAUUAAUGUGGCAUCUUGUUUAUUGAAAAGUUACCUAUCCAA
Molecule: messenger RNA, 1283 nt
Organism: Salvia miltiorrhiza (redroot sage)
Lineage: Eukaryota; Viridiplantae; Streptophyta; Magnoliopsida; Lamiales; Lamiaceae
Product: protein VACUOLELESS GAMETOPHYTES-like
Exons: 1
Coding region: 366-1235 (289 amino acids)
Source: RefSeq, a predicted model, not a curated record